CAACGCGGAAGUUUCAUAACAGGGGAGCUGUGUGUUGACAUAAGUUGCGUUUGAAUCUAAUCCUCAAAGCAGAAGCCUGUAAUUUCAACCUACUCGUCAACAUGGUGAACCUCGGUGUGACGAAGGUGGACGACGCGAUAGCAGCAAAACAUCCCGGGCUGCAGAGCUACGCUGCGUGUCAGUCUCACGCCUUUAUGAAGGGGACAGGAACCUUUGUACUGGGUGUCACAGGGUUUUUUGCCAUCCAGAAGGCUCUGCAGAUGAGACUCCCCUACCCACUACAGUGGAAUCUGCUCAUAUCAAUAAUGGCGUCAUCGUUUUGUAGUUAUGCAGUAACUCGCUGGGAAACACAGAAAUGCUCAGACCUUUGGCUGCUGCUAGAGACGGGUAAAGUCCCAGACAGAUCACCGCCACCACCAACAGUAUCUCAUCCAGAGGAUUCAAAAGCUGCUCAGAAGACAAAAUAUGGAGACGACAUGGAAUAAACACACGUCAUAGGUGAAAAGAGCCUUUCACCUCUGACACCUCUUUGUCAGGAAAAAUAUGUAUAAAGACUGAGGAAAAAACAUACAUUUUGUAUUUAUUUUAAGUGUUUUUCAUCUUACAUACUCAUGUGCCUCAAGAAAGUAAUUGUAUUGUUUGGUUUCAGACUUCAUGGAGUCUUUGAAUUUCAUAACGGCAUUAAAGUAGAUUGAACAGAACUGAAUUCGCUAAAUUGCAGGUCAGGGAUUAAUUUGGAUCUUUAGCAGAAAUCUGAUGUUAAGCUUCUUGAUCUCGUAUUAUUCUGUGGACAUGUUGGUUUGUCAUGCAACAGAAUUAAACCUUCCACCAGCCACUGGUUGUUUCUCUGCAUGUAUUAUGGGAUGUAUCAAGCUGUUUGUUGGUACCCUUGUUUGCUCUGGGGAUUUAAACCAGCCAAUGAUCGGAUUUUGCUUCUAAGGACAUGAAUGUUAGUAAAAGCUGAAAUCCAACAAUCGAAAGCGGCUUGCUGCUGUCUCUUGUGUCCACUAGAAAUCUAUUGACCUGCCAUCAAUCCACAAAAGCUUAAAUAAACUCAUCAUGUCUCAAAGAAA
Molecule: messenger RNA, 1073 nt
Organism: Poeciliopsis prolifica (blackstripe livebearer)
Lineage: Eukaryota; Metazoa; Chordata; Actinopteri; Cyprinodontiformes; Poeciliidae
Gene: tmem141
Product: transmembrane protein 141
Exons: 5
Coding region: 102-485 (127 amino acids)
Source: RefSeq, a predicted model, not a curated record